Messenger RNA from Glycine soja, 577 nucleotides. RefSeq names its product L-type lectin-domain containing receptor kinase S.6-like. Bases 128 to 577 code for a protein of 149 amino acids. The transcript has a single exon. Gene Ontology annotation, molecular function: protein kinase activity; ATP binding. Gene Ontology annotation, cellular component: plasma membrane. Lineage: Eukaryota; Viridiplantae; Streptophyta; Magnoliopsida; Fabales; Fabaceae. Gene Ontology annotation, biological process: protein phosphorylation. The record is from RefSeq and is a predicted model, not a curated record.
GACAGCGUUUGUGGUGUCUGGUUUGGCGGCAAUGAUUGUGGUGUGUGUUUUCUUGACAAAGAAAAAGAGUAGUGUUAGGAAGAAUAGGAAAUUACAAGGGCAAAGUUGUAGGUUUUAGACGAGUAAAAUGCCAACAAGGUUGUCACUUUCGGAUAUUAAGUCUGCUACAAUGGGGUUCAAUCGAGAUAGGCUUGUUGGGGAGGGUGCAUCUGCCAAGGUUUAUAAAGGGUUUCUUCCUUUUCGAGGGGAUGUGGCUGUGAAGAGAUUUGAAAGAGAGAAUGAUUUGGAUUGUUUGCACAACCCUUUUGCUACUGAAUUUGCCACCAUAGUGAGUUACUUGCGGCACAAGAAUUUGGUUCAGCUUAAGGGGUGGUGCUGUGAGGGGAAUGAGUUGGUUCUGGUUUAUGAGUUUCUUCCCAAUGGGAGCCUCAAUAAGGUUUUGCAUAGAAACUUCAAUUCUUCCGUUGUUCUUUCGUGGCAGCAAAGGGUGAACAUUGUUCUCGGGGUUGCUUCAGCUCUUACCUACCUUCAUGAGGAGUGUGAGAGGCAGAUCAUUCAUAGGGAUGUGAAGGCAUGA